GUGGUGCCUGUCAUGGCCGCUUCCGUGUCCCGGAGCGGCGUGAAAGCCAGGGUCCUGUUGCAGGCUGCUAGGGGCGCCUGGUGGAGCAGACCAGGGGGUUGUUCGGGGUCCGAGGAGGCAGCGGCGCCAGCGACAACGAGGAAAUUCCGGACGACAGGCUCACGCCCGGCGGGAGAAGAGGAGGCCGGGGGCCCUGAGCGGCCCGAGGAUGUGGUGAAUGUAGUGUUCGUAGACCGGUCUGGCCAGCGGAUCCCAGUGAGCGGCAGAGUUGGGGACAAUGUUCUCCACCUGGCCCAGCGCCAUGGGGUGGACCUGGAAGCGAGACUCCACUUCCUGCCCGCAGGGGCCUGUGAAGCCUCCCUGGCGUGCUCCACCUGCCACGUGUACGUGAGCGAAGACCACCUGGACCUCCUACCCCCUCCUGAGGAGAGGGAAGACGACAUGCUGGACAUGGCUCCCCUCCUCCAGGAGAACUCGCGAUUGGGCUGCCAGAUCGUGCUGACGCCAGAGCUGGAAGGGGCUGAAUUCACCCUGCCCAAGAUCACCAGGAACUUCUACGUGGACGGCCAUGUCCCCAAGCCCCAUUGACAUGGGCAGCUGGACUGUAAGGGACUGCCAUGGCCCCAGAGCCAGGACUGAAGGAAUAGCCAAGCUGCCAGCCCCGCCCAGAGCACGGGCAAGCCCGAGAGAGACGGAGAAGCACCUGCGCAGGCCAAAGCCCCUGCUUGGGAGAGAUCCGUGUCCAGGCUCUGGUGGGGACAGGGCCCCUACUGGGGUGGCCUCCCCCAAGACCCUGGGAGUCAGGAUGUGAAUAGAGAUGGAUGGACCUUAAAUCAGAUCUGCAAUAAAGCUGUGUUACAGACCU
Messenger RNA from Cynocephalus volans (Philippine flying lemur), 865 nucleotides. It is a transcript of the gene FDX2, whose product is annotated as ferredoxin 2. Bases 13 to 588 code for a protein of 191 amino acids. Gene Ontology annotation, cellular component: mitochondrion. Gene Ontology annotation, biological process: P450-containing electron transport chain; positive regulation of oxidoreductase activity. The record is from RefSeq and is a predicted model, not a curated record. Gene Ontology annotation, molecular function: 2 iron, 2 sulfur cluster binding. Lineage: Eukaryota; Metazoa; Chordata; Mammalia; Dermoptera; Cynocephalidae. The transcript is spliced from 5 exons.